AUGACAGCUGCCAGUAGCAAAAAGAUUUGUGCUUUGCAUAGAUCGUUGGGCGCCAAAAAGAAAUCGAAUGCCGAUCCUUGGUAUUGUGACCGUGUACAUCUUACAAAGUUUUCUUAUAAAUGGAAAAUAGAAAAAUUCAGUAAAUUUCGAGACAAAAUAACAUCGCCAAUAUUUGCCGCAACCGAGGAGAGCAACAUCAAAUGGCAGCUUAUAUUAUCGGACAAUGAUGGAAAUAUUGUUAUGCUCUUGAAAAUGACUUGCAGUGAUCAGACGCGGGUAAAGUUCAAUUUCAAAUGCUACAUACUGAAAACGAAUGGAGAACUAGACAAUUGCCUAGGUAAAUGGAAUGGCACCGGCACAUCGAAUGGGGCUUUUAUGUUUCCUCGCAAUGUGGCAAUUGCUGAGUUACAGAAUCCCUCCAGAGGCCUCUUACACAAUGAUGCUUUAAUCUUAAUCUGUGAUAUGACAGUGAUAAUCGAUAUACUCGACAGUUCACCUUGUGAUACUACGGGGCUAAAUAAUAUUGACUUGAAAUUGCAGGAAGGUAUAUCGCAACUCCUGACUUCGGGAAAAUUUAGCGAUGUUGCUUUAAAGGUCUCAGGGAAACUGUUUAAGGCCCACAAGUCUAUUUUGAGUUUGCGCAGUGAUGUCUUCGCCGCCAUGUUCGAUCAUGAUUCAAUGAUGGAGAAUACCACCAAUCAAAUUGUCAUAAAGGACUUUAAUCAUCAGGUUAUUGGGGAAAUGCUUACCUUCAUAUACACCAACAAGGCGCCCCAUAUUGAAGAAAUGGCUAUCGAUCUAUUGGCUUGCGCCGAUAAAUAUGCUCUGACCUAUCUCAAAAUUAUGUGUGAAUUCGUAUUGUAUCGUGAAAUAACAAAUCAGAAUGCCCUAGCCACACUAGUCCUGGCUGAUCGUUAUUCAGCUGCCACAUUAAGAGCGAGAUCCAUACAUUUUGUCAAGGCUCAUCUGGAGGACAUAAUGAAGUCGGAGGAAUGGCCCACCAUGGUCAGAAAUUAUGGACCAAUCAUUGAGGAGAUUGAGGCCUACAAUGGAUGCAUAUAA
This is a messenger RNA of Stomoxys calcitrans (stable fly), 1062 nucleotides long. Its product is annotated as protein roadkill-like. The coding region runs from base 1 to 1062 and encodes 353 amino acids. Gene Ontology annotation, biological process: regulation of proteolysis; proteasome-mediated ubiquitin-dependent protein catabolic process. The record is from RefSeq and is a predicted model, not a curated record. The transcript has a single exon. Lineage: Eukaryota; Metazoa; Arthropoda; Insecta; Diptera; Muscidae. Gene Ontology annotation, cellular component: cytoplasm; nucleus. Gene Ontology annotation, molecular function: ubiquitin protein ligase binding.